This is a messenger RNA of Fulvia fulva, 717 nucleotides long. RefSeq lists its product as uncharacterized. Lineage: Eukaryota; Fungi; Ascomycota; Dothideomycetes; Mycosphaerellales; Mycosphaerellaceae. The coding region runs from base 1 to 717 and encodes 238 amino acids. The transcript is spliced from 4 exons. The record is from RefSeq and is a predicted model, not a curated record.
AUGGCCUCCUCCAGCGAAAGUGGUAUAGCACUCCUGUGCACCCUCUACCCAGCCUCAUCUUCGAAACAGGAGAGGAUCCUCUCCCUCCUCCGCCACAACGCCCGAGACUACUAUCCCCUCCCCUCCUCCCUCUGCACAACAUGGUCCUACUUCACUCCCAUCAACCCUCCUCCUAACAGCCAACCUCUCGUCGUCGGGCUGGAAGUGUACACAGACAAAUCCGCCCUCCAACGCCAAGUCGACGAUACAGAAUACUUCCAAGCCUACCACAACACCGUCAAGACAGAAGGCCUUUAUGCAAAAGAAGAGCAAUUAGAAGCAUGGUACUUCCAUUCCGGCUUCAUGGCUCGCUCAGAUCGUGCUCUCGCACACAGGGGCAAGACGAUUGUUAGCAUCACUCGCUUUUCCGGUGAGAAGGAUGGGAUUGUCAAUGCGAUACAGAACUUCUUACCUUUCGUACGAAACCAAGAGCCGGGUGUCCUAACGUACUCGACCUUUACGAGACCAAAGGCGGCGAGGGAGGUAUUGGUGUUUGCCAGGUACAGAGAUGGCAAGGCGUUGGAAACUCAUGGCGAGGCGCGCGAACAUGGUGUGGCUGUAGAGGCAAUCAGGAGCUAUCUAGAUCCUGACUUCGACUUUGAGAAGUCCACGACGCUUUGGAGGGAGGUGGAUGAUAGUUUUGUAGGAGGUGUUGCCGAGAUCAAACAGAAGCUGUAG